AUGCCGCAGCGCCAAGAUCUACUGGAGUCCAACACCGAAUUUGACCCUGAGUCCUCAUCAGAGUCUAAUUCAGAUGACUCAGACGAAGAGCUUGUACAGGUCCGCACCGCAAUUGCACCUGCUUCUGUAGAUGCAAUGCCUCAAGAGCUCCAUCAGUUUGCGAUCACUAAUAGGCUCUCAAGGCCACUCAAAUGUUGUUGUUCAACUUGUGGUAGAUACUGGGAGACUAUGAAGAGGAAUGCCCUGCUUGAGGUGGCAACAUCUAAAGGUUGCAAACGACACAAUCUCACCCCAAACGAUCUUGCGAUGGCAGCCAAGGAAGACACCAUCCGAGCUCUUGGGAGGAAGUACUCCAUCACUCACUGUCUUUGGAUUAACAUCAAGAUCUUCCCGUUGCAUACUUGUCCAGACAUCAAUCUUAACAGCAAGGAGCACUGGAUAAGCGGGGUGUCGAUGGAGGAUGGUGUGAAGGCUGAACUAUUCCAGUUCAUUCCUGCAGAAGAGCAUGAAUUGAUGAAUUAUCAUAGCUUUGGCUCUCAGUUCAGGAGGGGCGUCAGUAAUGCUUGUUCUGAAAUGGCUUCAGAUGUUGGGGCAUGUGCUAAUGCCAUCUUCAGUCUGAGCGCGAACAUCUUCAUAUGGGGCUACAAACGACAUGAAAACCCUGGAUGUCGUGCGCUUUUACUGAGCCCCCAUGGUGACUAUACAAAGUUUGCGCUGGUGCUGUUUCCUACACCUGAAAGGCCGGUACCAAAUGAGAUGCUCAAAUCAGCAAAGCUGGUGCAAGUGUUGAAAGUAUUGCUCUUUGGCAAAUCAUCUUUGGCUGCCACAGGUGCUGCAUCUUCUAGGACGAAGGCUAAGAUCUGGAAAUUACGAGCCACAAUAUCAGGUAUGAUUGCUGCUGCUGCUGUCGCAAUAUUCCUACUUUCCGGUGACACAGAACUGACUGAGAUUGGGGAGACCACUAAGAUACCAUAUCAUGAAUACCACAACUUCUUCCAUCAACGCCUACUCACUGGUGGCCCCUGUGCACACCAGGUGCUCUUAUUCUUCAAUGAUGCUCUCUUCUCAACUUCAUCCUCUGUCCCUCCUUCUGCCCAUGACGAUGGACCGGGCCACAUGUAUGAAGAAGAGUUCGAGCGUGCCAUGGAACAGGAGCUUGAAGGCCCAGUCUUCAAUGCAGAUCGUUGGAUGAUGUCCGACUACCGACUACGAGCCAGGACCCCUGGCACUCCCGACCUGAUCCGUCCUGCUGGAGCACCCCACUCCACCGCACCUCUGAAUCAUCCUCCUGCAGCUCUGACUGUCAAUGCAGCGGCGGCUCCCACUAUUGUAGAUCCACCUGUUUCAGCUCCCCCUGUUCCAGCCCCCCCUGUUCCAGCUCCUUCAGAGUCUAUAUCUACCGCGAUGGGGGACCUUAAUCUGGGGAAUCAAGAUGUUCGUCUUGGAAUUGAACAUUUAAGUCCUGUGGAAAUCAAUAAUGCGCACCCAAAACCAAAACCAAAGCCCCGGCGCAAAGCCCAGACAGCUGAUAAUCUUGUCAUAGCCAAAGGUUCCACUGUGGAUUCUACUCAUUCAGCUGUCGGGAGCGUCAACGCUCAGACUACACAGAGGUCUGGCCGAAAGGCCAAAUAG
Messenger RNA from Suillus subalutaceus, 1632 nucleotides. RefSeq lists its product as uncharacterized. The transcript has 6 exons. Lineage: Eukaryota; Fungi; Basidiomycota; Agaricomycetes; Boletales; Suillaceae. Bases 1 to 1632 code for a protein of 543 amino acids. The record is from RefSeq and is a predicted model, not a curated record.